This is a messenger RNA of Paraphaeosphaeria sporulosa, 1167 nucleotides long. RefSeq lists its product as uncharacterized. The record is from RefSeq and is a predicted model, not a curated record. The transcript has a single exon. Lineage: Eukaryota; Fungi; Ascomycota; Dothideomycetes; Pleosporales; Didymosphaeriaceae. The coding region runs from base 1 to 1167 and encodes 388 amino acids.
AUGGGUUUUCCGCGCAACUUCAGAGAGCACAGCCGCAACGUUUCCGCCCCGGCAAAAGCGCCCAACAUGCCGCUGCGACACGGCAAACGCCCAUCGGUCGUCGAUGGCAAGGUCUUGGAGCCUGAGUGGGACCGGGUACCUCAGACAUACGGUUCUUUCAACCAAGACACCUUAGCACGUAUCUCGCAAGUGCAAGCAGAGCACGCUCGUACUGCGCGCCCGACUACACAACUGCCCCAUUCCCAAAGACCUCCGCCAGAGAACCCACCCCAGAGCUCUUGUCUGAACUACAGCGCCUGCAUGGACUCCGCGUCUCCUCGACAACCAUUCAAACGUUAUUACAGCAGCGCUCUUUCCGAUGAAGACAGAACCGCUUUGGCCGUUGGCGAACUCAAUCACAAUCUGCGCGGAUGGACGGGUGACAAGCUGGUCCAGUACCAUGUUUCGCGGAUUGAGUUGGUUCCGUACAGUGAAGAGCGACAGGAGAUUAUCGCAGAAAUUCUCGAUGAGAAGCGUGGCGGUGAGCGCUUCGUGCUCCAGUCUGCGCGCCAGGCGAAGCGGUUUGUAAGUUCGCCCUUGAGUAAGCUGCAAACGUUCAAGGAAGUGAAGACUCACAACGAGCAGAUGCAAGUCGAAGCAUCCCGAUCUAUGGUAGACCUUCGCGCUGCAAAUACAUCCAGCUUGUUGCUUUCACCGAUCUCUCCAAUCUCUCCCGUAUCGCCGCCAUCGUCGACAUCGCAAGAGGGUUUCCCGUUCCCCGUGUUGGAGACCCAGAACAUCCGCCAAAGCACUCAUAGUGGCGCCAGCAGCAAUGGCGACCACUUCUCGAGGCAAUCGGUUAGCAGCUCCAUGAUGCAAUUCCCGCACACGUCGGAUUCCUCCCGAGACUCGAGUCACAAUCGUGGUCACGCGCCAGAUCGCCGUCCGCUGGUCAGGAGGGCAGACCGGAACACCAGCCGUUUCCGCAGCUCUAUGGCAUUGGAAGCGAUUCAUUACGUUGUAAAUGCCGAUAUUACCUUCGACACGUUCCUCGCUCCGCAUGCUUCGGGUAAGGGCGAGACGCACUGUGACUCUGUUCACAUCAAGAAAGAAGUACAGCCGCGCAAUUUCUCGCGCCGACUGAGUAAGAUGCCAUCGAUGCCACAGUUGAAGAAGCGUGCAUCGUAG